Molecule: messenger RNA, 1695 nt
Organism: Striga hermonthica
Lineage: Eukaryota; Viridiplantae; Streptophyta; Magnoliopsida; Lamiales; Orobanchaceae
Source: the annotation of a GenBank genome assembly
AUGGAUAACAGAUUAGUUACGCAGUCCGAUUACGAAUUCGAGGAUCUCGAGUCGCGCCGUUUUGACGACGGCUACAGCCAGAGCGCCGACGUCAGCGAGUCCGAGAGCUCCACCUCGAGUGGCGCCACCUUCUCCUCCCACCGCAGGCUGGAGUCAGCCGGCACGGCGUCUUCCCCGUUGGGUAUAGCAUCCAGCUCCGACAGCUUGCCGCCGCCGCCGAUUAUGCUGCCGGUUGUUGCGGGCAGACACGUCGUCUUCCCGGGAGAGAAGCUGGACCGAGAUAUGCCCGAGCCGCCUGAGCUGACCGAAGCUGAAAUGAUGAAAGAACGAUUUGCGAAAUUACUGCUGGGAGAGGACAUGUCCGGUGGAGGCAAGGGAGUAAGCACUGCACUCGCAAUCUCCAACGCGAUCACCAAUCUUGCAGCCAGCGUCUUUGGAGACCUCUGGAAGCUGGAGCCGUUAUCCCCACCGAAAAGAUCCAUGUGGCAUCGUGAGAUGGAGUGGCUCCUGUGCGUGAGCGACUCCAUAGUCGAGCUCGUUCCAUCUGUGCAAGACUUCCGAGGCGGCUCGAGCUUUGAGAUCAUGGUGACCCGGCAGAGAUCAGACCUGUACACGAAUCUCCCGGCUCUCAAGAAACUCGACGGGAUGCUGAUGAGCAUCUUGGAAGGGUUCCGGGACUCUGAGUUUUAUUAUGUCGACCGAAGCGUAGUCGUUUCCAGUGGGGACCAUGCCGAGGCAUAUCUUCCGUGUUCGCCGUCUUCAGCAGGGCGGCCUUCAGCGGCCCUGGAGGAGAAGUGGUGGUUGCCGUUCCCGAAGGUCCCAGCAAGAGGCUUGUCGGAGAAGACAAGAAAGCAUCUGCGGCAGUGCAGGGAGUGCACGCAACAGAUUUUCAAGGCGGCAGUGACCAUCAACAACGGGGUGCUCUCGGAGAUGGAGGUGCCACAGGUUUACUUAGACAGCUUGCCCAAGAGUGAGAAGGCUUGUUUAGGUGAUGUCCUUCAUCGCUACAUAACUGCUGAUCAGUUCUCCCCUGACUGUCUUCUCGAUUACCUGGACCUGUCGUCCGAAUACAGUACUUUGGAAAUAACAAAUAGGAUCGAAAGUGCCCUGCACUUCUGGAGAUCAAAAUAUAAAAAGAAGAAACCGUGUCACUCGAGAUCGGCUUCAUUUUGGGAAACCACUGUGAAGGGCUUUGUUAGCGAUUCUGAAAAGAGUAAACUCUAUGCAAAUCGAGCUGAAACCCUCCUGAAGAACUUAAAGUUGCACUUUCCUGGCCUUCCUCAGACCUCUCUGGAUAUGAACAAGAUUCAGUAUAACAAGGAUGUGGGGCAGUCGAUCCUCGAGAGCUACUCAAGGGUUCUUGAGAGCUUAGCUUUCAACUUAACUGCAAGAAUCGACGAUCUUCUAUACGUAGACGAUGCAACCAAGCAACGGGCAAUGGCGGAGUCCAUCUCGUCCAUGCUCAGCAACCACCAGAUAAGGAGAUCAACAACGAGCCUUCAUGAUCCGCGCAAUCUAUGUCUUCCUGGCUCGCCAUCUAGCCAGAGCUCGUACUCGUCCUCAUCACCACCGCCUUCCCCUUUCCGUUGCUUGGUCCCAGUUACUCAACGGCCUAAGAGGCUAUGCCGUUCGGUGAGCCAGUCUGCCUCUUGUGCCCCGCUGGAUGUAGAACUGGAAAAUCUUGCAUUGAGAUGA